Molecule: messenger RNA, 5147 nt
Organism: Aedes albopictus (Asian tiger mosquito)
Lineage: Eukaryota; Metazoa; Arthropoda; Insecta; Diptera; Culicidae
Product: basic proline-rich protein-like
Exons: 1
Source: RefSeq, a predicted model, not a curated record
CCCCCAGGGAUUCCUCCGGGAAUUCCCCCAGGGAUUCCUCCGGGAAUUCCCCCAGGGAUUCCUCCGGGAAUUCCCCCAGGGAUUCCUCCGGGAAUUCCCCCAGGGAUUCCUCCGGGAAUUCCCCUUGGAAUUCCCCCAGGGAUUCCUCCGGGAAUUCCCCCAGGGAUUCCUCCGGGAAUUCCCCCAGGGAUUCCUCCGGGAAUUCCCCCAGGGAUUCCUCCGGGAAUUCCCCCAGGGAUUCCUCCGGGAAUUCCCCCAGGGAUUCCUCCGGGAAUUCCCCAAGGGAUUCCUCCGGGAAUUCCCCCAGGGAUUCCUCCGGGAAUUCCCCCAGGGAUUCCUCCGGGAAUUCCCCCAGGGAUUCCUCCGGGAAUUCCCCCAGGGAUUCCUCCGGGAAUUCCCCCAGGGAUUCCUCCGGGAAUUCUCCCAGGGAUUCCUCCGGGAAUUCCCCCAGGGAUUUCUCCGGGAAUUCCCCCAGGGAUUCCUCCGGGAAUUCCCCCAGGGAUUCCUCCGGGAAUUCCCCCAGGGAUUCCUCCGGGAAUUCCCCCAGGGAUUCCUCCGGGAAUUCCCCCAGGGAUUCCUCCGGGAAUUCCCCCAGGGAUUCCUCCGGGAAUUCCCCCAGGGAUUCCUCCGGCAAUUUCCCCAGGGAUUCCUCCGGCAAUUUCCCCAGGGAUUCCUCCGGGAAUUCCCCCAGGGAUUCCUCCGGGAAUUCCCCCAGGGAUUCCUCCGGGAAUUCCCCCAGGGAUUCCUCCGGGAAUUCCCCCAGGGAUUCCUCCGGGAAUUCCCCCAGGGAUUCCUCCGGGAAUUCCCCCAGGGAUUCCUCCGGGAAUUCCCCCAGGGAUUCCUCCGGGAAUUCCCCCAGGGAUUCCUCCGGGAAUUCCCCCAGGGAUUCCUCCGGGAAUUCCCCCAGGGAUUCCUCCGGGAAUUCCCCCAGGGAUUCCUCCGGGAAUUCCCCCAGGGAUUCCUCCGGGAAUUCCCCCAGGGAUUCCUCCGGGAAUUCCCCCAGGGAUUCCUCCGGGAAUUCCCCUUGGAAUUCCCCCAGGGAUUCCUCCGGGAAUUCCCCCAGGGAUUCCUCCGGGAAUUCCCCCAGGGAUUCCUCCGGGAAUUCCCCCAGGGAUUCCUCCGGGAAUUCCCCCAGGGAUUCCUCCGGGAAUUCCCCCAGGGAUUCCUCCGGGAAUUCCCCCAGGGAUUCCUCCGGGAAUUCCCCAAGGGAUUCCUCCGGGAAUUCCCCCAGGGAUUCCUCCGGGAAUUCCCCCAGGGAUUCCUCCGGGAAUUCCCCCAGGGAUUCCUCCGGGAAUUCCCCCAGGGAUUCCUCCGGGAAUUCCCCCAGGGAUUCCUCCGGGAAUUCUCCCAGGGAUUCCUCCGGGAAUUCCCCCAGGGAUUUCUCCGGGAAUUCCCCCAGGGAUUCCUCCGGGAAUUCCCCCAGGGAUUCCUCCGGGAAUUCCCCCAGGGAUUCCUCCGGGAAUUCCCCCAGGGAUUCCUCCGGGAAUUCCCCCAGGGAUUCCUCCGGGAAUUCCCCCAGGGAUUCCUCCGGGAAUUCCCCCAGGGAUUCCUCCGGCAAUUUCCCCAGGGAUUCCUCCGGCAAUUUCCCCAGGGAUUCCUCCGGGAAUUCCCCCAGGGAUUCCUCCGGGAAUUCCCCCAGGGAUUCCUCCGGGAAUUCCCCCAGGGAUUCCUCCGGGAAUUCCCCCAGGGAUUCCUCCGGGAAUUCCCCCAGGGAUUCCUCCGGGAAUUCCCCCAGUGAUUCCUCCGGGAAUUCCCCCAGGGAAUCCCCGAAGGAAUUCCUGCAAGAAACCACGAAGGAUUUCAGAAUGAAUUCCUUGAGGUGCAUAGAGGAAUUCCCAGAUGAAUUGCUAGAGGAACUUCUGGAAGAAUUCCGCAAGAAUAUCAGGGAUUCCUAAAGAAAUUACAGGAAAAAUUCCAGAAGGAAAUCAUGGAGAAACUCCAGACAAUUUCUCGGAGGAAUUUUCGGAGAAAAUCUCAAAAGAAUUUCUGGAGGCACUCCCAAAGGAAUUUCUGAACGAAUUCCCGGAGAAGUAUCUUUCAAGGAAAAAUAUAGAAAAGGGGGGUUAGGUCAGAGGAAAUUGUCUAUUCUCGAGGAAUUCCAGAAUAAUUUCUCGACGGAAAUGCAGAAAGAAGACUCGGAGGACAUGUAAAAGGAAUUAUUGGAUGAGUCCCAGAAGGAAGGCUUGGAGGAAUUCAUGAAGGUUAUCUCGGAAGAAUUGUAGAAGGAAUUCCAAAAGAAAUACUAGAACGAAUUCCUGGAAGAAUUUCUGAAUGAAUUUCGUGGGGAAUUCCCAAAGGAAUUUCUGGAGGGAUUUCUGAGGAAAUUUCUGGAAGUGCUUCUGAAGAACAUCCCUGACGAACUUCUGGGGGAAAUUCCAAAAAAAAAAAUCAGAAGUGGAAUUUCUGGAACGAAUUCAGGAGAAAUAUGUGACAGGAUUCCCGGCUGAAUUUCUGGAGGAAAUUCUGGAGGAAUUCCCGGAGCAAUUUCAGAAGGAAUUCACAGAGAAAUUCCAGAACAAAUGCUUGGAGGAAUUUCCGGAGGAGUUCCCAGAAAAAAAUCAGGAGGAAUUUCUGAAGGAAUGCCCAAAGGAAUUUGUAGAGAAAUUCUCAUAGGAAUUUCUGAAGGAAUGUCCAGACUAAUUUCUAGAGGUAUUCCCAGACGAAUUCCUGGUUGAAUUUAUUAUUGGGAUUCUCGGAGAAAAAUAAAUCCCCGAUCUCCCUAGAACUCCAGAGGGCAUAAUCGGAGGGAUUUAAAAAAACGUUGGAGGAAUUUCAGAAGGACUGUUCGAAGGAAAUCCGAAAGGAAUUCUAGGAGAAAUUCCAGAAGUAAUUUUUGGAGAAAUAUAGAAGGAAUUCAGAAGAAUUUUCGGGAGAUUCUUCCAGGAUUUCCUUCGGAGACUCCUCCAUGAAUUCCUUUAAGGAUUCCUGCCGGAAUUUAGUCGGAGAUUCUCACAGGAAUUCCCUCGGGGAAGUCCUCCAGGAACUGUUCCGGAGAUUCCACCAGGAAUUGCUUCGGGGACUCCUCCAAAAAUUUUUCAUGGGUUCCACUAGAAACUCUUUCAAAGAUUCCUGUAGGAAUUUCUUCGGGGACUCCCGCAGGAAUUCUUCGGAGAUUCCUCCAGGAAUUUCUUUUGGGAUUCCUCCAGGAAUUUUUUCGGAGAUUUCACAGGAAUUGCUUCGGGGAUUCCUUUAGGAAUUCCUUCAGGGACUCCAGGAUUUUUUGUUUUCGGAAAUUCCUCCUGGAAUUUCUUCAGGAAUUCCACAAAGAAUUACCUCGGGAAUUGCUUUGGGAAUUCCUACAGGAUUUGCUUCGGAGUGUCAUCCAGCAAUUCCUUUGAGGGGUUCCUCCAAAUAUUCUUUUAAUGAUUCCUCCAGAAGCCAUCACUGAGAGCAUUUUUCGAGGAUUCCUUGAGAAUUCUCUGAGGAAAUUACUCAAGAAAUUCCGAUGAAAUUUCUUAAGUAACCGCUGCGAUUUUUUUUUGAGAAGUCCCUAAAAGAAAACCUGAGGAUGUUCUGAUGUACUUGAAGAAUUCGUUAAGUAAUGCAUGUGGAAAUUUCUUAUGGAUGAACAAAUUUUUUGAGUAAUCACUGUGGGAAUUUAUUGAGGAUUCUAUAGGGAAAAUUCUUGAGUGAUCCCUGAGAGAAUUCCUUUGGGAUUAUGUGUGGGAAUGUCUUGGAUCAUCCUUGAGGGAAAUUAUAUAGGAUUCCCUGAAGGAAUUUCUUAAGGUUUCUUUGAGGAAAUUUCACUGGAGAAGCAUAUCUGGAUUCUCCAUAAUUCUCGGAGGAAUCUCUGAAGAAUUUCUGGAGAAAUUUCUUAACGACUUUCUGGACGAAUUCCUUUAGGAAUUUUUGGAGAAACUCCAAGGAAUUUCUGGAUGAAUUUCAGGAGGAAUAUCAGGACAAAUGCCCGGAAGAAUUUCUGAAAAAAAAUCUGGAACAGUUUCCAGAAGAGUUUUUGGGUGAAUUCUUCUAGGACUUUCUAGAGGAAUGCAUGGCAGAAUUUGUGAAGGAAUUCCCGGAGGAAAUUUGAAGUGAAUUUUAAGAGAAAUUUCUAGAGGAAUUCCCAGAGGAUUUCUGGAGGUAUUAUCGGAGGAAUUUCUGGAUGUAUAUCCAGCGAAAUUUCUUGAGAUAUUUCAUGAAGAAUUUCCGAUCAAAUUUAUGGAAGAACUUCCUGAGGAACACCCGGAAAAAAUAUGGUGGAAUUCCCGAAUAAAUUUCUGAAGGGUUUCUCCUAAGAAUUUUAGAAGAAUUUCUGGAGGAACUUUCACGAGAAUUUCUGGAGGAAUUUCCGAAGGAAUUCCCGAAGAAAUUCUUAAAGGAAUUCCCAAAGGAAUUCUAAAAGGAAUUCCUGGAAUAAACUUCGAAGCAAUUCCUGGAGAAAUGUCCGAAGAUAUUCGUGGAGGAAUUCCCGAAAAAAAUCCUGGAGGAGUUCCCAAAGAAAUUACUGAAGGAAUUUCCGAGGAAAUUCUCGGAGGAAUCCCCGAAAAAAAUCCUGGAGAAACCACCGGAGGAAUUCCCGAAGAAAUUCCUGGAGGAAUCCCCGAACAAAUUCCCGGAAGCAAUCCCGCAGGAAUUCCUGGAGGAAUAUUCCUGAAUAAAAACCUGGAGAAAUCCCCUAAGCAAUUCUUGGAGGGAUUCCCAAAGAAAUUUCUGAAGAAAUCCUCGAAGCAAUUCCUGGAGGAAUUCCCGAAGAAAUUCCUGGAAGAAUUUCUGAAGAAAUUCUUGCAGUGAUCCUUGAAGGAAACCCUGGAGAAAUCACUGGAGUAUUUUCCGAAAAAAAAAAUCCUGGAGAAAUCCCCAAACAAAUUCCUGGAGGAAUCCCCGGAGGAAUUUCCGAAGAAAUUCAUGGAGGAAUUCCUGGAGAAAUCACUGCAAGAAUAUUCCCGAAGAAAUUUCUCGAGAAAAUCCCGAAGGAAUACCUGGAGGAAUUCCAGAAGAAAUUCCUGGAGGAAUUCCCAAAGAAAUUCCUGGAGGAGUUCCCGAAGCAAUUCCUAGAGGGAUUCCCGAAUAAAUUUCUGGGGGAAUCCCCGAAGAAAUUCCAGGAGUAAUUCCCGAAGCAAUUUUUGGAGGAAUUUCCAAGCAAAUUCCUGGAGGAAUUCCCGAAGAAACUCCUGAAAAAAUUUCCAAAGGAUUUGCUGCACGAAUUC